ACGCGAGCAUAAAAUAUAUACAUACAUAUUACAUACACACACACACACACACACCACGCACGCGGGCGCGCGCGUAUGCUAGUGCGAGUGCGCGAGUGCGAGUAAGUGCGAACGGCGGAAAACGCGGCAGUUAACACGACGCAGGUUCUACGUAUUUCGAGAAAAUGUCACUUUUUGGAGUAGGCAAUCCCUUUUCUACGCAAGUAGGACAAAAAAUCGAAUCUGCUACUGAUGGUAGUUUACCGAGUGAGAAUUGGACACUUAAUAUGGAGAUAUGCGACAUUAUAAACGAAACCGAGGAUGGGCCAAAAGAUGCUAUUAAAGCGAUCAAACGUAGACUCAAUCAGGCAGCAGGCAAAAAUUACACUAUAGUCAUGUAUACACUUACUGUAUUGGAGACAUGUUCAAUUUGCAGUGGCAGCAAAUACGAGGAUAAUUUGGAGCAGGUGAGAGGAGGGAGUCUAAGCACGGCAAUUCUCAACCGCAAUAAUCCUAAAUUACCUCAGCAGACCGCUACUAGCGCUAGUCCAAACUUGGAAUCUGAAUUCAAUGAAAUGGCAGCAUGGUUGGAUCGCACACCUGGAGGACAAGGCGAUCAGGAAUCUUUGACUUCGUCGGAAUUUGAGCGCUUCUUAGCAGAACGUGCAGCCGCGGCUGAAGCUUUACCAACACUUUCUACAACUGCCAGCUCAAACUCAUCGACUACGGGCAACCAAAACAUUCAGCGUCAAAUUAACAAGGAUCAAGACAAAUCUUUAUUCGCUCUUUAAGUACCUUGAAACUCUCUGUUGUAAAAUGAGAGACUAAACUUAUGGGACUGUUGUGCUAAUUAACACGGCACGUAUUUACAAUUUUUCCUUUUGACGAAAUCACACUCCCAACAUCAUCGACGAUUUAAACUGUGGAUUUGUAUUUUUAACAUAAGGAGCUGAAGUAAAAUAGAGAUAGAAAAACGCGAGGGAAAAAGUGUACAUGAAAAAUGCUUUGUGCUUGUACGUACUUAAUAAGGUAACUAUGCAAUCAUGUUUGAGAAUAUUGUUCAGUUAUAUAUAAAAUUGUGGUCGUAUACAUAAUGUAGAUAAGUUGCUUUCAAAUUGUUCCGUGAACCAUUUCAACUAUUACGUAAUAAUGUGUAAGAGUUAAUUUACAUUUGUACAUAAGCGACAAUGCGUCCAUGGAAAUAUUCAGAUUAUAUCGUAAUAGGUCUUGCUAUCAUAAAUUUUGCCUCAAAGUCGCAAAUCAAGCGCGAGAUCAAAUUUUCGGAUUAAUGCAUGGAUAUUUCGACGAAUAUCCAAUCGAGUAAUUGAUCUUUACAUCUACAUAUUGAUAAACUAUUUUUCUAUGUUGAAGUAAAUUUUGUCUCUCAGCUAUUUAACAUUCUAUAUACAGAGAUACAUUCUAUAAAUUUAUUAUUAUUUUUACUAUUGUAUAAUUCCUACUAUUGUAGAAACUUUGUAGAGACUUUACUAUUGUAGAUUGAUAUAGAAUUAGUAGCAUGAAUUUAUAUUAAUUAUUACUGCUAUCGCGCGUUACUGCAGUUAUGUGUAUUAAUAUUAUAAAUAAUUAAUAUAUUCUGAAAUUAUUAUAAAUGCAGCAGUAAUGUUUAAUGGAUUAGGUGUAAAAUUCUUUGAUAUCCUAUGUUGACUAUGUUACUAUAUUUAAUUUCCAGAAAGAAUAAUAAUUUGUUUCUUUCUCUUAGCUUUAUCCCACAGGAUGUUUUAUCGAUUAUCCUAACUUUAAUUGUUCUAUUUUAUAUUCGUUUAUGUUUUAUACUAUAUUUGUGCAUAUUUAGUACGUAUAGACUGCUAAAUAAAGUACACCUGCGGUGCCUGUAUUAACUGAAUUCGCAGUUAAUAAGGAUAAUCUGUACUCUUGACUUACGCAGAGAAUAAAACUAUGCAUCAUAC
This is a messenger RNA of Pogonomyrmex barbatus (red harvester ant), 1907 nucleotides long. Its product is annotated as TOM1-like protein 2. Gene Ontology annotation, cellular component: endosome; membrane. Lineage: Eukaryota; Metazoa; Arthropoda; Insecta; Hymenoptera; Formicidae. Gene Ontology annotation, molecular function: phosphatidylinositol binding; clathrin binding; ubiquitin binding. Gene Ontology annotation, biological process: signal transduction. The record is from RefSeq and is a predicted model, not a curated record.